Molecule: messenger RNA, 941 nt
Organism: Ilyonectria robusta
Lineage: Eukaryota; Fungi; Ascomycota; Sordariomycetes; Hypocreales; Nectriaceae
Exons: 2
Coding region: 98-724 (208 amino acids)
Source: RefSeq, a predicted model, not a curated record
GAGGCGGUCACGGCCUCGGGUCCGAUGAUUAGGUGAUUAAGGAGGGCAGAGAAAGAAAGAACCAGGCUUGGGGAAUCGAACAGGAGGGAAAGAGAGGAUGAGAAGGAAGUACAAGCGGAAGAGGACGAGGAGGAGAAAGCCCAUGAGCCAGGAGAGGGAAAAAACGAAGAGAGCAGAGAGCAGAGAGCAGAGAGAAAGAGGAGGGGUCUGUCAGUCUGUAAGGUUUGGUUUGGUGCGCGCGAGCAAACGUCGGCCACGACAGACAGGGCCACCACGAACGGGCCCUUUCGAUCCAAUGGAGACCAGCCAACCCAACAAGGACAGGAUCAAGCAGUAUGGAUACCUGACCUUUGGGCAACGGGACGGUCAAGUGCAGUCGACGGCUCCGGACUCCUCGGUCAAGGCAUGGAUGUACUGUACCUACCUUGACCUGCCACCCUGCUACCGUCGGCACUACGUACUACGCAAGCAAGGCACUACCUGUGGCGCGUUGCGUCCGUUCGCCUUCACGUUGCUUGCUCGCAAACCGGCCAAGGGCCAAAGGGCCAAAGGGGCGGGGGGGAAGACAUGGAGGGAAAUGGAUGGAGACUCUCAAAUUAUGGCAUGUGGAUUUGUGUGUGGAUGCAGUUCGCGGCGGCGCCUUUCUCGAACCCAGGCCAAACCCAAUUGCUGCAGAGCACGCACAUCACACAGGCCCGCUGCAGUAGGCCAACCAUGGAUUUGAUCUGCAAUCCGACUCCCCUGCCAUAUGCAGAAGGACGAGAAUGUUGUGCAACCUCCAUACAUCUCACCCAUGGGCCACUGGUGGGACACAGUUUGUUGGGCAAACAACGGCGUUGUGUCUCGCCUUGCGCCUCUUACAAGAACUCUCCCUCCUUUUGCGGCCCUAGGUGGUAUCCGUGGAACCAUUCCGUCUGAGCCGGCGAGCUCUGUGCCCCCAU